UUACUUCAGUCUCUAAAGCGUAUGAUUGUCUAAAUAGUAUAAUAAUAAACAAUAAAAUAUUUAAAAAAAAUGGAAAAACAGCGAGUUAAUAAACGGAGGGAUAAAAAGGAUAAGUCAAGCCAAUCAAUCAAAAUUGUGGUGCGGCAUUUGCCUCCGACAAUGACUGAGAAGGAAUUUUUGGAACAAGUGGAUCCAUUGCCUGAAAACGAAUACUACUAUUAUUGCCCUGCAGACUGGUCGCUCGGACAAGAAGCAACAUGUCGCGCAUACAUAGAUAUGUCGCCCAAAGAUAUUGGUGAAGUUAUACAAUUUCGCGAUCGGUUCGAUGGAUAUGUUUUUGUCGAUUCAAAGGGAGCCGAAUACGUUGCUAUAGUCGAAUACGCGCCGUUCCAGUGGUUUUUGAAAAACAAAGCACGAAGCCACGACAACAAGGUGAAUACUAUUGAAAAGGAAUCACACUUUCAGGAAUUCCUACAGAAACUGGCCGAAGAACGCGAAGAGGCAAACCGUUCGGGUGAUGUAAAAAUUGAUUUCAAUUUUGACAGCAGAAGCGACGAGAAGGUGAAGUCAACGCCUUUGCUUCAAUAUUUGGCAAAUAAAAAGGAAAAGCGUCGCGAGGAGCUCCGAAAGCGAAACGAAGAAAAGCGCAAGCAGCGUGAAGAACAAAAGCUUUUAAAAUCUACAGAACAGCCAGAAAAUGUAAAAGCUAAAGAACCAGGAAAUGAAAAUAAUAAAAAGCCGGGUAAUAACAAUUCGAAAAAGGGAUUUAACAAGGAAGGUCAAGGCUCAGAGGAAACUGUGAAGAACGCUCGCUCUAAGCGACGCACUGAACGCGAUCAGCGACGGCGCGAAGAACACGAACAGCGCAAAUUAGUGCGAGAUCGCGAGAAUCGCGAUAAGAAGAAAACUGAGAAAGACACGAAUCAAAAGCAAACAAACAAAAAUUCCAAUACAUCCAGAGAAAAUCAGAAAGCAAGCAAAGAUAUUGUUAUAUUAAAGAAAAAAUCUACAUCGGAUGCGAAUCUAGUUGCCGAAGCGUGCAGCGACACGACAGCAAAAACUGAAGCCAGCAAUGAACGUGCUGAAACUAGUGCGAACACAAAAGAAGUUGAUAAAGCCGAACACGGCAAUGUAUCAACUAAUCAAAAAAACAAACCAACCGAUACAUAUAAAGAACGACACAAUUCGCGAGCCGCGGACGAACGUCGUAUAAGAAAUAAGGAUCGUCCAUCAAUUGCCAUAUAUCAACCGAAGGUUCGAGUAGGUGUGGGCUCUGAAGAUAAUUCGCCAAGCUGUAAAGAAUCGCCCAUAUUUCCAAGUGAAGGCGACAUUUCGGUGUCAGAAGAAACACCGAAGAAUAAAAGAUUUGGUAGACGUAACAAGCAUAAGCCGCAAGACAACAAAGACAACUUUGAGGAAGCGCGCCGUGAAUCCAAAUCAUCUGAAAGUAGCGCAAGUGCACACUCUACAGUGAAAUGAUAAC
Molecule: messenger RNA, 1483 nt
Organism: Drosophila hydei
Lineage: Eukaryota; Metazoa; Arthropoda; Insecta; Diptera; Drosophilidae
Gene: Upf3
Product: regulator of nonsense transcripts 3B
Exons: 3
Coding region: 70-1479 (469 amino acids)
Biological process (GO): positive regulation of translation; nuclear-transcribed mRNA catabolic process, nonsense-mediated decay
Cellular component (GO): cytoplasm; nucleolus
Molecular function (GO): mRNA binding
Source: RefSeq, a predicted model, not a curated record